AUGCAGGCCCUGGCAGAGCUCAGGGAGCGCAUGCAGAGGUCACCCCUGGGUUGCCCGGACGACGAGACCCUUAAAUGGUACCUCCGUGACAGGUACUUCAAAGUGGAGGACGCAGAGGCCAAGCUCACGUCGAUGCUGAAGUGGCGGCAGGACGAGAAGAUCGACCAGCUGGACCUGUCCCUGGUCCAGGCGGAGCUCGCCACCGGCAAGGCCGAGGUGCACGAGCACACCGACAAGUUUGGACGGCCCGUCGUCAUCAUCCGCGUCACAAAGCACGUCAUUGGCGAGUUCCCCCUGUCAGAGAGCAAGCGCCUCUGCGCCCACGUUCUCGACAACGCCGUCGCGUCGCUGCCGCCCGGCGGGGAGCAGAUCAUGGGCAUAUUCGACCUGAAGGGCUUUGAGCUGCGCAACGCCGACCUCCAAUUCGCAGCAUUCCUCGUGGAGGCUUUCUUUGAGUACUACCCCCGCAGGAUGGGCCAGGUGCUCAUGGUGGACGCGCCCUGGAUCUUCCAGCCCAGCUGGGCGGUCAUCAAGCCCCUACUCCGCAAGUACUCAGCCCUGGUGCGCUUUGUGGACCGGCCCACACUGCAGCGGGAGUAUUUCGAGGCGGGGAAGCUGCCUCAGGACCUGCAAGUAUGA
Molecule: messenger RNA, 639 nt
Organism: Monoraphidium neglectum
Lineage: Eukaryota; Viridiplantae; Chlorophyta; Chlorophyceae; Sphaeropleales; Selenastraceae
Product: Phosphatidylinositol transfer protein CSR1
Exons: 6
Coding region: 1-639 (212 amino acids)
Source: RefSeq, a predicted model, not a curated record